Molecule: messenger RNA, 3944 nt
Organism: Xenia sp. Carnegie-2017
Lineage: Eukaryota; Metazoa; Cnidaria; Anthozoa; Malacalcyonacea; Xeniidae
Product: anoctamin-4-like
Exons: 7
Coding region: 964-3015 (683 amino acids)
Biological process (GO): chloride transmembrane transport
Cellular component (GO): plasma membrane
Molecular function (GO): protein dimerization activity; chloride channel activity
Source: RefSeq, a predicted model, not a curated record
UAAAGUCUGAACUCUGAAACCAUGUUUCUUUAUUGCAAGCUUUCUUUGUUACGAAGGAAAUCAAAGUUGCACUCCAGUGACUCCCGCUGCUCUGUACUCGAAUGAUACAAUAGAAUUAUACAGAUCACAUUUCAACAAUUUGUCAACGAUUGCCCGAUUCAUCGACUAACCUAGACUUUGUAAUCACAGUUUAUAAGACAGCCUGAGCCUUUGCUCUGAGAGUAAGCAAAUUUUGGAGACAAUGAAGAAUGAAAAGACGAGGUGAAUUGCGGGCGUCGUCGAGGUUACAUAUUUACACCUGGCAGAAGUGAACUGAUUAUAGCAACAAGUGCUUCGAUAUGAAUUCCAACGACAUUUUUACACCAGGUGGAAAUAUGUCUAACUUGGGUAGUAAAUUUGAGUUUGAAAACACAAGCAGUCAUCAAAGCUCAAAUCGUGAAAACAUUCGCCUGCUUGAGCACAGUAACCAACAGGAAAAUAAUCGAUAUUGUGAAACGUUGUACUUUCGCGAUGGAAAGAAAAAAAUUGAUUUUGUUUUGGUGUACGAAAACAAAGGGAGCGAACAGCAGAAAAAAGCUCAUAAACGAAGAAUCUACGAAGAAAAUCUCGUGGAACAGUUUGGAUUGGAACUCGAAAAAGAUACCUCUUUGCAGGAUAAAAAUGUACACUUUGUGAAAGUUCACGCACCAUUAAGUAUUUUGUUCGAAGUGGCAGAGCAACUUAUGAUAAGAAUGCCCGUCAAAAACUUCGAUCAUUCGUCGUUCAUGCUAAAAGAGUCGAAAAAGCUGAACAUUUACCGUAGAUUUCGCUCUCGUUGGCGAAAUAUAGAUCCGUUUGUGAAUCGACGGAUAAAUAUUGAACCUGCAGAAAAAUCAGUGACAGCCACAUUUACUUACGCUAAUUGUCGUUCGUUUCAAUCUAAAAAAUGGACAGUUGUUCUUUGAUAACGCUGACCGUAGUCGCAUGGUGUAUCGCAUGCUCCAGAUGACGUCAUUCGGUCCUGAGGAACAAGAUUAUGGCAUUAUGAGUUUGUGUGAUGAUGGCACGUACACCGCUACAUACCCAUUGCAUGAUGGACCGUCUAAGCAGAAAGAUGGCGUGGCUAAUGACAGGCAAAAACUGCGCUCUGAUUGGUCUUCCUUUCGAAGAAUGUUUACCUAUCAGCCAAUCAACAUCGUGCGUCGAUAUUUUGGUGGUAUGAUAGGGUUCUAUUACGCAUGGCUUGGUGUUUAUAUUUCAAUGCUUGUCCCGGCAGCCAUUGUUGGUUUAUUAUGUUUUCUCUACGGUAUUGUGAGCCUGCAGUCGUUUGAACCAGCAAAUGAAAUUUGUGACGAGAAAAACGAACAACUGUUUUAUAUGUGUCCACAAUGUGACCGUCAUUGUAGUUUUUGGAGUCUAAGAACGAGUUGCUAUUUUGCUCAGGUCAGUCAUUUAUUCGACAACGAGGCUACAGUCUUCUUUUCGGUUUUUAUGUCAGUAUGGGCUACUCUCUUCCUGGAGUACUGGAAACGAGUGCAAGUGCGUCUUGGAUACGAAUGGGGAGUACAUAAUUUUAUUGAUGAGUACGAACUCCCGCGUCCUCAGUUCAUUUUCUCCGUACGGACAAAACGAAAGAAUCCUGUGACAGAUAAACUGGAGCCUUAUGUUCCUAGUAUGACGAGGAUAAAAAGAAUCAUGGGAAGCCUGGGAGUGAUUUUCUUUAUGGGAUGUGUCGUCGUUGCAUCCAUCGCUGGAAUUGUCGCUUACAGGGCAUCCGUGCUUGCCGUAUUAUAUGCAAAUUCAAAUAAUGACGUAAGACAAAAUGCCAAAUUGAUGACGUCAUUUUCUGCAGCAAUCAUAAAUCUUGUGUUUAUUAAAAUUUUAAGUUUCGUCUACGUGAAAUUAGCCGUUAUGCUCACGGAUUGGGAAAACCCACGGACGAAAUCAGAAUAUCAAAACUUGCUGACGUUUAAAAUGUACGUCUUUGAGUUUGUCAACACAUACUCCUCGCUCUUCUACAUCGCAUUCUUCAAAAGUAGCUUGCUUAUAGGAAAUCCAACAAAAUAUCAUCGUAUGAACGAUAGAAGAGUCGAAGGUUGCGAUCCAUCCGGUUGUCUCACUGAUCUGUGUAUACAACUGGCUGUAAUCAUGAUAGGAAAGCAAAUUUUUAGUUUUGUACUUGAGUUUUUUUAUCCGUCAGCGGUUCGCUCGUGGAAUAAAUGGUGGUAUAAACCGAGCGAUGAGAACAGGAAGUUGCCACAAUGGGAAUCCGAUUAUUUAUUAAAUCCUGAACCAGAUUUCAGAAUGUUUUACGAAUAUCUUGAGAUGGUGAUACAGUUUGGUUUUGUGACAAUGUUUGUCGCCUCGUUUCCAUUGGCUCCUCUCUUUGCCUUAAUCAACAACAUUUUCGAACUACGAGCUGAUGCGACCAAUUUUGCUGUCAAUUUUCGUCGUCCAGUUGCCGGGGAAGUUAAGAAUAUUGGAAUAUGGUUUAGAAUUCUGGAAAUCUUGACUAAAAUUUCUGUCCUUGUGAACUCCUUCGUUAUUGCAUUCACUACGGACUUCGUACCAAGAUUGGUAUAUAUCUUUGGUUACAGUGAAGAUGGUACGCUAAAAGGUUAUGUCAAUAACUCUCUUUCGUACAUAAAUAUAACGGAUCUAGAACCUAGUGCCAUGCCUUUAAAUCGAUUUAAACAUCUCAACUAUACAAAACCAUAUUGCAGAUUCAAAGAUUAUCUGGAAGCUUCGCCAUCGUACAGAUACAGUAAACAAUUCUUUCACGUCACUCUUGCUCGUGUAGUUUUUGUUUUGAUGUUCCAAUAUGUUGUAUUUUUGGUCAAAGACCUUCUCGCCUGGCUUGUGCCGGACAUUCCCAAAUCCUUACUGGUGAAAAUCAAACGAGAAAAUCACGUGGCUCGCUUGUGCUUACAAAAGAGCGAGGUACAGGCAACCCAAGAAAUAUCUUUGAAUUGCACGCCUUAUCAAUCGUGCGAGUCGUUGAAUCUCGCUGAAAACGUGCGAAAUUCGAUCGUUUAGUUUUUAUCACUAUAUAAUAAUAAAUUUUGGUAUAAACAUAUCAGAAUCAUCGCUCAAUUGCAAGCUCCUUUCACGUUUCUGUGUCAGAAUGCUUCGGCUAGACGAGUAAAUCACCCCCUUCACUUCUCUAAGAUUUUCAAGACUUUAUCUUCAUUUGUACAGUUAAAAUAUAUAAGUCAGUGUAAAAGCCAUUUCUCUAGGUUUGCUAACCCCCUCAAAAAUAUCUUGCCGGCGUCACUGCUCAUAUUCUUGAGUUGCAAUUCAGCCAUGUUGGUCGUCUGAUACAAAAGAAUAUUUUAUCAGUGUUAUUGUUGGCACCAGCGACGUUAGCGCGCAACAUUGUUUGGUAAAUCUCAAGAGAAUGGUUGCAAGUCAAGAAUACGACCACACAACGCUCCAAAGACAACAGACAGCGUUUCCAACAUCGCGAUUUAUUAAAGGAGUUGAAGUAUUUUGGUAUUUUUAUCAAAAAAAAUCGCUACCAAAACCAUUUAGCUUAAAGACUCUACUAGUAGAAAUAGAAUGGUGCGGCUAAAAGAUAAUGAUCGAAUUUUUGAUGUAAAAGAUCAAGAUCCAUGUAUAUAUAGAGUGCAGUGGCAGUGACUCGUCCCUCUGAGGAAGCCUGGAAAUGAAAGUUGGAAAUUCGGAAUUUUUUAAGGAAUCUCGGAAUAUUUUUGGAGUUACUUCGAGUUUAAAAAGAAUUACACUUGGCAAAACAAGACCAUCUCUGACUGUGUGUCAUUUUAUACAUUUUUUUGUUCUUAGUCGGAUUUAAAAUCUCUUAUACAGACUAUGGCGCUUAACUAAACAACAAUUGAUGUAAAGCAAUGAUUUAAUGUUAGCGGGAAAUAAUGAAUGUUUCAAGGAAAAUUUGAAUUUUUCCCGUAAAAGGUCUUCACUUUAAACUCAUAAACACCCUGUACUUUAAA